This is a messenger RNA of Papaver somniferum (opium poppy), 1271 nucleotides long. Its product is annotated as axial regulator YABBY 3-like. Gene Ontology annotation, cellular component: nucleus. The transcript is spliced from 7 exons. Bases 273 to 965 code for a protein of 230 amino acids. Lineage: Eukaryota; Viridiplantae; Streptophyta; Magnoliopsida; Ranunculales; Papaveraceae. The record is from RefSeq and is a predicted model, not a curated record. Gene Ontology annotation, biological process: fruit development; abaxial cell fate specification; regulation of shoot apical meristem development.
UCUAUAUUAUAAGAAUACACUAGAUCUCUCUCUUACUCUCUCUUUCAAUCUUGGUCUCAUUUAUAGUAUUUAUAACCUUUGUCUCUGCUCAUCUUUCACACAACCCCAUCAUCAUCACUUCAAGGAGAAAGAAGAGAAGAAAAGCAGAUCCAAGGUGGUUAUAAUCUAUCAGUCAAAUCAGUCAAUCAUAUCAAAGUAGUAGGAAGAGUAUCAAGUGUGUGUGCUUGUCAAAGUUUAGCAGAACCAAAAAAGCCAAGAAGAAAGAAGAAAAAAUGUCAUCCUCUUCUGCCUUUUCUCUGGACCACCUAUCUCCUUCCGAGCAGCUCUGUUAUGUCCAUUGCAACCUCUGUGAUACAGUUCUUGCGGUGAGCGUUCCUUGUAGCAGUUUGUACAAGACAGUUACGGUUAGAUGCGGUCACUGCACCAAUCUUCUCUCUGUCAAUAUGCGUGGGUUGCUUCUACCUGCUGCAUCUAAUCAACUUCACCUUGGCCAUGCCUUCUUCCCUCCACCACCACCUCCUCCUCCUACUCAUCACAAUCUCAUGGAAGAGAUCUCAAACCUACAACCACCUAACUUGUUGAUGGAUCAACAACAACACAACCCUAACUAUAACGAAUCAACAAUUCCAAGAGGGGGAAUUUAUCAGGAUGAUCUCCCUAGGCAGCCCGUUGCUAACAAACCUCCGGAGAAGAGACAGAGAGUCCCCUCCGCAUACAACCGUUUCAUCAAGGACGAGAUCCAACGAAUCAAAGCUGGGAAUCCAGAUAUAACUCAUAGACAAGCGUUCAGUGCCGCUGCAAAGAAUUGGGCACAUUUCCCACACAUUCAUUUUGGUCUCAUGCCAGACCAAACUGCUGGAAAGAAAAAUAACGUGCGCCAGCAGGAAGGAGAGGAUGUUCCAUUCAAAGAUGGGUUCUUCACUGCAGCUAAUAAUAACCAGCAGCUGGGAGUCUCUCCCUACUAAGAAAACGGCAAAACGGCAUCAUCAAUCACUAUGUAUCUAGCAAGGGUUAAUUUCUGUAUUUGUUUUCGUUUUCAUCUUGUCCCUUCUGUUGAGAACUAUUAACAAGUCUUUCUUUAGUUUCCUUAGGUUUUUCUGGUUUUCCUAGAGAGGGUGGAAGAGGAUCUUUUAAGUCAUGGUGUCUCUGUAACUGUUACUUAUUUCCCCUCAUGAACCCAUCAGCAAAUCUGCAAAUGAUCGAGGACUAAUUGACUUUGUGUAUUUUCAACCUUAAUUAUUAGUUCCGGCUGUUGCUUAAGUUUAUGUCAA